GCUGACAGUUGUCCUGUCCCUUUGCAAAGAAAUCACCGAGAGGGAAAGAGGGCAACUGCCUGUAUCCUAGCUCUCUGAUUAGUUUCUUACUUUAGAUUUGUGCCUUAAUCUCAACAAAGACAAUUCUACCCCCAGGAGAUACACAUGUUCACAGCAUAAACGUCCUAUUCUUCCCAAUUCCAGCCCGCUUCCACCAGAGUGAUGGCAAGUAGCAUCGAUUCAGACAGUGAGCAGGCAGUGCCAGAUGAAGGAGGAUCUGAUGUGAAGACAGUGCAAGCUUACUAUCUUCGAAGUCCUUCUCCUAGCCGAUAUUCAGUGCUAUCAGAUGCAGAGACUGAGAGCAUCUUCAUGGAUCCCAUCCAUCUGUCAUCUGCUGUGGCUGCUAAACAAAUCAUCAAGGAAGAGCUGAAGACAAAGGAAGUGAAAGUAGACACUGUAUGUCCAGGGAUGCUGGAAUCUGCAGAGCAGUUGCUGAUGGAAGAUCUAUAUAACCGAGUUAAAGAAAAGAUAGAUGAUACUAGCCUGUUCAAUACACCAUGUGUUAUGGACAUACAGAGGGCACUUGUGAAAGACCAUCUGGAAUCACCAAUGGAUCCCAUUGAUGAGGUCUGGCCAAAUAUCUUCAUAGCAGAAAAGAGUGCUGCAGUGAAUAAAGGACGCCUAAAGAGGCUAGGGGUUACUCAUAUCCUGAAUGCUGCUCACGGCACUGGUGUAUAUACGGGACCAGAGUUCUAUAAUGGAAUGAAUAUCCAGUACUUGGGCAUUGAGGUGGAUGAUUUCCCAGAUGAGGAUAUCGCUAAACAUUUCCGCCCAGCAGCAGAGUUUCUCGAUGAAGCAUUACUAACCUACAGAGGAAAAGUUAUGGUCAGCAGUGAAAUGGGAAUCAGUCGCUCAGCAGUGCUCAUAUCUGCUUAUCUAAUGAUCUUCCAUCACAUGACAAUAUUAGAAGCUUUACUGACUAUCCGUAAGAAGAGAGCUAUUUAUCCCAAUGAUGGUUUUCUGAAACAGCUCCGAGAACUCAAUGAAAAGCUACUUGAGGAACGAGAAGAGGAAGAUGAUGAAGAUGAUGAAGAUACAACAGAUGGGCAAAGUUCUGUUGUAAGAGCUGGAAGUUGUUCCCUACUAUCUGAGAAAGAAGAUUCUGGGAGUAUUAUGGGAGCCAAAGUCCACUCUAUCAUGGUAGAGGAAGAAGACACAACAAGUCUCCUGGGAAGUGUAAUGACUGCUUCUUCUAUGGGAAAGUUGAGCUUGAUUUCCAAGGAGCCUACUCUUAUCAGUGAAGAGGAGGAGGAAGAACUCUAUGAAGAAUGGAGAAGGAAACAAGGCUUGCCUGCCAAGGAAAUUUUAAAGAAGAAUGGAGAAAGUAAACCCUCAGACCUCCCACUUCAAGGACAAGUAGAAUCUGAGGAGGAUGUAAAUCAAAUGAUCCAAGCAUGGCAACGCAAAAAUGAGAAGUACCAAAUAGAAAGCUGCAUACUUUCCAAGGAAGAGGAGUCUAGCAUGGGGCAAAAAUCAUGCCUUGUAAAUGAUACAAGUGAUACUGAAAGUGUGAGUAGCCAAGAGAUCAGGAUCUUGAAACAAGAACUGGAAGCAAGUAGUAUCAACAGAAUGAGAAGAGGACGUACAGACUCUAUGUCUACAGAAAGUAGCUGGGAUAUGUGGAAUGAGAGGAUGAUGGAGAUAGAAAAGGAAGCCUCUAAGAAAUAUUGCUCAAGAGCUAGAUAUGGUGAUGAGAAUCUAAGAUCCGAACAUGGAGCAAGAGGGAGGGAUGUAGAUGCAGAAAGUAUAUUAUCUGGUACUAGUUCAUUUUAUAAUUUCUGUCAAAAGAACAAAGACAAGUUGACAGCCUUAGAAAGAUGGAAGAUUAAGAGAAUCCAGUUUGGCUUUCACAAAAAAGAUUCAGAAGUUGAGCAAUCCAAGGCUGAAGACAGUAGCCAACAAAAUAAAGAGGCUAUGGAAGAAGAGAAAUGCUUGUCAGAUAUCAAUCUGACAGCCUACCAAGCCUGGAAGACUAAGCACCAGAAGAAAGUUGGUAGUGAGAAUAAGGAUGAUAUUGUAGAACUUACUAAAGGUAAAGAUUCCAUUUGUGCCAGGAGAAAACAGAGACGAAUGGAGUUACUUGAACACUCAAAGAAGGUUCUGGAGGAAAGCCAAUCUCUCUGCAGCUGGGAGGCAGAAAGUGGAAACAUCCCUUUGUCAGCCUUUUGGCCAUCAACAGCUUCCAUAAAUGGGACAGAAGAUCUGGCUUCAGCAAUAAGCAUGCAGACCAAUUGCUCAUCUUUUUCUCAGGCUAGAAGCAGUAAUGGGGCUAAGCCAGCAAGUGUGCCUGGCAUCUCCAUUGGCCCAGAUGAAACAAUAUCAAUAGCCAGCAUUCAGAAUUGGAUUGCCAAUGUUGUUAAUGAAACUAUUGCUCAGAAACAAAAUGAAAUCCUUAUGUUGUCUCGUUCACCAUCAGUAAUGGCUUCCAGUGUUAAGUCAAGUGAUCCAAAUAGACACAUGGAUGAUGGCAAGUCAUCUCUGCUUGGAGCACAAACUGGCUUACCUCUAUCUACUUCUACUUCACUGCUUCAUCAAGACCCUCAAUAUGCUGACACUCAAUCCAUCCUAUCUUGCAAGACUUCAGUGAGUAGAAGCAUGGAAGAAUCUAUCUCAAGUAGGAAAGUAACUCAGACAAGCAAGCCUCUUUUCAGCCUUUUUGCUGAUGAGGUAGAUCUGAAGAAGCUUAGCAGAAAGGAAAGGGAGAUGCAAACAGAAAUGAGAGAGAAAAUGUCAGAUUACCAGACUGAGAAGCUUAUCAGUGACAAUAAGCGUAGCACUUUAUUUAAGAAGAAAAAGAUCAAGGAUGAAGAUGAGGAUGAAAAAAGAGAAAAUCUAUAUGAUAGAAAUAUAGCAAUGGGUGGUCCUGGGAAUCCAUUAAGGGAAGAUAUUGACACCAGUGACAGAGUUUCUGCUCUCUCAGGCCAGUUUGCUACUGUUGGGGGUGUUAUAAGAUCAGAAGUAGAAAACAAUGUAAACAAGUGGCUCAGAGGUUUGAAAACAGAAGAAAAGUCCUCCUAUCAGGACUGCACUGAGGCCAGUAGUGAGAAAUAUAGGAAGUCAUCCACUUUUAGAAAGAUGGACACUGAAGCUUCUAGCUAUAGAACUUCCAGAUCCCAGAGAGAAGAUAUGGAUAGUUCCUCAGCCCAUCAGUAUAAAAAUGAAUGGCAAAGAACCUCUUCCCAAUUUUCCUCUGCCUCUGCACAAGAAGAGAAGGCACAUUCAUUUACACAGUCAAAAGUGAGUGAGGCAAACUCUAGAGAAGAAAGUCCAGACCCAUGUUUUUCUAGAACUCCAGAACCCUCUUACAGCUCAGAAUCUGCCAAACCUCAGACCAGAUUGUAUCACUUGGAAGAACAUGCAGAGGAGUCCAGAUUAGACAUGACUGAAUAUGGAGCAAAGAGAAAAUUCACUCAGAGCUUUGCAAAGUCUGAAGAAGGUACAGAAAAAGAAGAAAAUACGGAAGAAAGGAAAGAGUAUUUUGCAUCAAAGUAUUUAAUUAGAAACAGACAAAGCACUCAUAAGGAGGGGGAAGAACUGGAUGAUGAUGCCAUCAUUGCUGCCUGGAGAAGCCGACAAGAAGAAAGUAAAGCAAAGCUUCGGCGACAGAGAGAGGAGUGAUGGAGAGUCAAGUCAUGCCAGUCUAAUUCUUCUCUACCUUAACUAUUUAGAGGAAAGCCUUCCAAGAAUUUGCAAGCAACCAAGGUUUAAACAGCAUAUUUUAAUCACUUUCUAUUACAUUUCUUAUCCUCCUUUCCAGUAAAUAGUAGAUUAAGCACUAUUUAGGCCUGCAGAUAUUCUUCUACCCUUAAUGUUCAAUAUGAGAGGAAUAAGUAGUUUUUUCAAGGAAAGGAAGAUUGUAUGUUAAUAAUGUUUUGUAAUAUUUAAAUAUUUGAGAACAUUUCAUUAAAAAAACAAGAUAAUAAUUGGGAAUGCCAAUCAAACCAAACAUAUAUUUCUGUUUUCUGAAAUCAUUAAACAAUCAUUCUAGGAUUUUCUUUCAAUUCCAUCAUUGUUGGAAUAAUCAGUAAUCUGAACUUCUAAUAUUCUUUGCUUUCUAAAUACAAAACCUUGCUUGUCUCUUGUGUGUAUUUGUAGUGUAUAAAAAAUACUGAGGGUAUAAAUGUAAUGUUGGUUCCCAUGACAACUUGGAACAAAAUAUCACUUUUCAGUUACAUGGGAAGGCUUUGUUUAAGGAUUUUAAUUUUGUCUGCAAAGACAAUUUCAGAAAUAAAAUUUACCUUUUGAACCAAA
Messenger RNA from Candoia aspera, 4290 nucleotides. RefSeq names its product serine/threonine/tyrosine interacting like 2 (gene STYXL2). Bases 202 to 3657 code for a protein of 1151 amino acids. The record is from RefSeq and is a predicted model, not a curated record. NCBI's taxonomy places the organism in Eukaryota, Metazoa, Chordata, Lepidosauria, Squamata, Candoiidae. Gene Ontology annotation, biological process: protein dephosphorylation; negative regulation of MAPK cascade. The transcript is spliced from 6 exons. Gene Ontology annotation, cellular component: cytoplasm. Gene Ontology annotation, molecular function: protein tyrosine/serine/threonine phosphatase activity; MAP kinase phosphatase activity.